Molecule: messenger RNA, 2870 nt
Organism: Brassica napus (rape)
Lineage: Eukaryota; Viridiplantae; Streptophyta; Magnoliopsida; Brassicales; Brassicaceae
Product: proline-, glutamic acid- and leucine-rich protein 1-like
Exons: 13
Coding region: 292-2709 (805 amino acids)
Biological process (GO): rRNA processing
Cellular component (GO): nucleus
Source: RefSeq, a predicted model, not a curated record
CCCCUGACAUUUUUCUCUUACCGGUUCCCCAAGGUUUCAUGUGUAUAUGUCAUCAGGACCAAACUUUUAGUUUCUGUUUACAUAACGUUUUAAACUUGUAACGUUUUUGGGCUUAGUUAACCUUACUUAGGAGCUGUUUUGUAGUUAUAAUAAUAUUUAGUUCUAUUUUGCAAAUUUAUUAGAGUUGGGUUGCCGAACUGCAAAUUUAAGCUUCGUUUCUAAAACCCUAAAUCUCUCUCUCUCUCUCUCUCUCUCUCUCUCUCUCUCUCUCUCUGGAUUCUGUCUGCUUCAAUGGCGUCUUUUGAGCGUUUCGACGACAUGUGCGACCUGAGACUGAAGCCCAAGAUUCUCAGAAACCUUCUCUCCGAGUACGUUCCGAACGAGAAGCAGCCUCUCGUCGACUUUCAAUCACUCGCCAAGGUCGUAUCGACCAUCGCCACCCACAAGCUGUUAUCCGAGUCUCCGUCGUCUUCAGCUGACCAGAAGAAGCUUCAAGCCAAGCCUUCCAAAUCAGCCGUUGAUGAUUGGGUCGAGAGGUUGUUGGCUCUGGUUUCUUCAGACAUGCCAGAUAAAUGCUGGGUGGGUGUCGUUUUGAUUGGAGUAACUUGCCGAGAGUGCAGCUCUGAUCGUUUCUUUAGCUCAUACUCUGUUUGGUUCAACUGUUUACUAUCGCAUAUCAAGAAUCCAGAAAGUUCUAGAAUUGUUCUAGUGGCUUCAUGUACUUCAGUCUCUGAUCUCCUUACCAGGCUGUCUAGAUUCACUAAUACAAAGAAAGAAGCAGUUUCACACGCUUCGAAAGUAGUCUUGCCGAUUAUUAAACUAUUGGAGGAAGAAUCUUCAGAAGCACUAUGGGAAAGCAUUGUCCAUCUGCUAAGUACAAUUGUUAUCUUGUUUCCUGCUGCCUUCCACAAUAGUUAUGACAAGGUUGAAGCCAUUAUUGCCUCCAAAAUAUUUUCUGCGAAAACCAGUUCUAAUAUGUUAAAGAAAUUUGCUCACUUUCUAGCAUUACUCCCAAAAGCUAAUAAAGGCGAUGCAGGCAGCUGGUCCUUGAUGAUGCAGAAGCUGUUGAUAGCUAUAAACGUGCAUUUAAAUAAUUUUUUCCAAGGUUUAGAAGAUGAAACAGUAGGGAAAAAAGCGAUCCAACGAUUGGCUCCUCCUGGAAAAGACUCUCCUUUGCCUUUGGGAGGUCAAGAUGGGGCUUUGGAUGAUGCAUCGUGGAACUCUGAGCAGUUGAUUGUUUCCAGAGUUUCUGCACUUAUGUUCUGCAGCUCAACAAUGCUAACUAGCUCUUACAAAUCCAAGCUUAAUGUUCCAGUUGCCUCAUUAUUAUCCCUAGUAGAGCGAGUGCUGGCGGUGAACGGCUCUCUACCACGAUCCAUGUCACCUUUCAUGACAGGGAUCCAACAAGAAUUGGUUUGUGCAGAGCUUCCUACUUUGCAUUCUUCGGCUCUUGAACUCUUGCGCGCUACUAUUAAGUGCAUACGCAGCCAACUUUUACCAUAUGCUGCAUCUGUGGUGAGAGUUGUUAGUAGUUACUUCAAGAAAUGUUCAUUGCCGGAACUGAGGAUAAAGCUCUACUCAAUCACUAAAACCUUGCUCAAAUCCAUGGGUGUAGGAAUGGCAAUGCAACUGGCAAAUGAAGCUGUAUCUAAUGCCUCUGUGGAUCUUGAAGGAUUUGAUGCCGUAUCUAGCAAAACCCCAUCGCUUACAAAUGCUGCUGUUCUUAAGGGUGGCAGUAAAAAAAGGAAGCAUGCAUCUAAUUCCGGAGCCGAGGCAGAGAACUCUGCUGUUGAAGUGGGCGUCCCUCACAAUCACUCGUUGAAGAUAGCAGCUCUUGAGGCACUAGAAACUCUUCUCACCAUCGGUGGUGCAUUGGGAUCUAAUGGCUGGAGAGAACGUGUUGAUAAGCUUCUAAUGACCACAGUAACAAAUGCUUGUGAAGGGAGAUGGGCCAAUGCUGAAACCUACCAUCAUUUACCCAAUAAGUCUUCAACUGAUCUGGUUGAGUUUAAGCUUGCAGCACUCCGUGCGUUUUUGGCAUCUCUCGUUUCUCCAUCACUAGUACGUCCUGCAUUUUUAGCUGAAGGACUUGAGCUGUUCCAAAGAGGUAAGUGUCAGGCGGAGAUGAAAGUUGCCGAGUUCUGUGCUCACGCUCUCAUGUCUCUUGAAGUUGUCAUUCAUCCGAGGGCACUUCCACUUGACGGUCUCCCAUCACUGAGCAGCCAAUUCCCUGGAAGCAAUUCUCUGGCUAGCCAAAAACAUAACGCACUUGGUCUGAAUAAGAUGGACCGUAUUGCUGGAGAUAGCAGUGUUCUAUCCAACUUAUGGCUGGCAAACGUGGAUGUUCCAGCUAACAGCGAGAUUCAGAGAAGCAUAGAUACGACUCUACCUCUCCCAGAGGCCAAAAGAUUGAAAGUUGGGAACGAUUUGGUUGGAUCAGAGAAUGUUCAACAAGCUGAUGUGCUUAUAAAGGUUCCUGAAUCAACUAAGGAAUCUCUAGGGCAUGUUUCAGAGAGAGAUGAUGAUAUGGUUCCCAAAGAAGUAGUGAUUGAGACUCAUGAGGGAGAGGGUUUAGAGGGUCAGGAUAGUUUGAUGGAGGAAGCAGCAGUUGGUAAGAAGCAUGAGUCCUUAGGUGAAUCUGAUGAUGAUUCUAUUCCAAGUCUUAAGGCGGAUGAUUAUCUUUCUUCUGAUUCUGAUAUUGAAUCUUAAUGCAAGUCAAAAAAAGAACUCACAAAUCUGUCUUAACAGUAUCUUUUUUGUUUCUGAAGUUGUAGUUUUAUCAUCUUGAUGUUGUUAACAUAUAUGGUUUUAACAAUUUUGAUAUUUUCAUAAAACAAAUCAAUAUUAUCUAGUAUAGUAAAUUUGAUUUA